ACGAGCGCUCUCUGUCGACGGGUCACGGAACCACGCACCCAAUGGCCUAAUGGCGGAAAGACAUUUCAGCUUAGUGAUGGGUUAGAUUUACGUUGUUUUCCGCUUUGUCAACAAAGUCAUUAAUUUGGUACUUUCACGGCUUCUCCUUACACCAAGUGAAUACGAUGGAUGAUAACGGAUCCGUGCAGUCCCUUCAGUGGGACAUGCUGGACCUGGCAGACCACCUCCGCCAGGAACGUUUAUUCGUAUCCUCUGAGCAACAACAUUUGCAAGAGCUGAAUGCCAAGGUUGUCUCUGUAUCAUCAAGUUUAGCUCGAAUGGCAUGGAUUAUGCUGCAACAAAGAACAAAUUUGAAACACUUGAUACUGGCUAGACCUGAUUGCCCACCAUCAGUGUGCUGCCAACGAGCCAUCGCUCUUGAAGAAACACAGUUCAUUGAUGGCUACAAAGAACUGCCCUUUCAGGAUUGCGGUGAAUUCAUGCAAACAUUGCGCACAUCACCUCACCUUCUUGCUGCAUGCCUUGCUGCUGGUGACAGACUAAUGCCUGAGGCAAUGCCUGCAGUUAUUAAUACAUUGUAUGGAGGCUUGUUUGGAUCAUGUUUGCUACCAGAAGACAAACUUUUAGUUUUGCGUCUGCUGCGACACUUGACACAACUACAGCUUGUACCAUCUGAUAAUCCUAGGAGGAUGUUGAGACAUGGAUCUUGUGCUCUGGCAAGACUGUAUGCUGUCUUCCAUGAAGGUUUAUUUUCUGCAAAAAUCUUUCUUACUGCAGCUUUGCAUGGCCCAAUCAUGCAGUUACUUAUGGAAGAUGAGUGUUUCCUGGACAUUGAUCCUGACAAAGCGGUUGUGAGGUUUCCUCCUGAUGAACGCAUGAAAAAGUUUGGUAAAGAGGGAACACCGGAGUACUCUCUAAGACUUCAACGAUAUCGUAGCUGGACUGUUUCAAACCUUGUUGUUUUGGUACAACGCUUUGUUGUAAGCUUAAGGGAAAAUAUGCAUUGCUUUCCAACAUCCAUAAGAUGGCUUGUGAGACAAAUAUCAGGCAUGCUUUCUAAAUCAGGCCAGCUUGAGCCUAAAGAGGUCUUUGAUAUUUGUGUGGAUCUUAUUUUUUCAUUUUUGAUCUGUCCUGCUAUAGUUGAUCCAGAGCAACAUGGCAUUACAGAUGCACCUGUCAGUUAUGUUGCCCGAUUUAACUUAAUUCAGGUUGCUCAAAUAUUGCAAGUACUAGCUUCCAGGAAAUAUCAAGAUGUUGAUCCAAAGGUCUGGGAUCUUUAUUCUCAGUUUGAUAAAGAUAUAGUAUCAUCACUUGUUGAUGGGCUUCUGGAGGGAGCAAUCAAUGGUCUGCUUGAGGAGCCUGUCAUCUCAGAGAGCUGCAAAUUGCAGGGUCUGUCUCGUUCAGCUGCCCUCCUCACAGAAGCAGAACUUUAUGGCCUGGUUAACUUCCUUCAAACUGUUCAAGCAAGCACGGGUCCUGACAGCGAUGCUACUGGUCAAGUAUCAGCAGGAUUGUUUGAUGAAGCUGGUGUGGACAGAAAAUUGUUGGCUGCCCUUUUAGCGCAACUUCCUCCCAUGGCCAUUGCAACUGCAGCCUCUUUUCAACAACCGUGUGUUAAUGGAAAUGUGAAUACACCAUCUCCAUCUAGCAGUUCGGUCCAUGGCUCUUCUAAUUCUGCUAAACCUAACGCCCUAUCUCCUCAAAACAUUGCAAAUGGAAGUAGUUCUUCACCAGACACACCAAAUAGGAAAGCCAGCAUUAUUGGUAAAGGAGUUGCUGUUGCUAUGAGCAAAACAACCAAAGCAAUACGUAGUGUGGCAGGAUCUAGUGACAGUCCUGAGGAAAGUACUGCCACAGAGGGUGCGGACGACUCAAUAGAAGUUAAUAAGUAUAGUGUUUUGGUUAUCCCGUUUUCUCCUGAUAUGGGACAGUAUGUUGGUUUGUUGCCAGAACAAAAGGUACUCAACAUAGAUUGUGACGCUCAGAAAAACUUACCUACUGCUGAUGGUUCUACCAGCCAUCACAGUGUGGGCACUUCAUCUACUGUUCGCCCUGCUGUGGUUCCACCAGAACGCUCUGAAAGCCUUGAAAAACGUACUAGAUUUUCUCUUUCACACGAUGAGGGCUCUAUAGGUAAUACAAGUGAUAAUCUUGAAGCAGUUUCUGAGGCUGCAUCCAACCACAGUGUUGCAUCAUCUCUUGAACUUGAAAAUGAAGAUCAAGAUCAAAACGACAAUCUUUCAGACAUGGUUUCUGCUAAUGUAUCGGGAAGAGGGACUCCUAACAUUUCCGGGCGUGACACACCCUCUUCUCAAAUCACUGAGGGUGAUGAAGGAGCAAGGAAUGCUGCAGUGGAACCUCGCCAGAACUAUGAUUUCCCUCCACCUCCACCACCUACCAAACAAAGCCGCUCGGACAUUGAUGACAAGUUUGGCAAAUUUGAAAUAAAGAAGCUCCUUGAAGGGGAUGAAACAAUAUCACUGGUGAGUGACACAUGGAGCACUGACGUCUUGGCUAGUGACAGUGAACUCAUUGAGCAAAGCGAGCGUGAGCGUGAGCGCUACAAUGCGCAACACCCUCCACCAUUGCUGCCACUCUCUAUGCCUCCACCUUUAGCACCUCUUCCUGGGGUGUUGCCUGGCCCGCUUGGAGCAGCUCAGCAAAAUCUGAUUGAUUUGUCAGAGACAGCCUCAGAAGCAUGGAGCACUGAUGUUCUUGCAUCUGAUUCAGAGCGUAUGCUGGAAGUUGAUACUGAUGACACAAGUAGUGUAGCAAGGUCUGAUGAUACCGCAAGAUCUGAAGUAGAGAGUCGUGGGGAACCUGAAGGAGGAGAUGACACACCACCAUUGAGUUCUGCUGGUGCAGUAUUUCGACCUAUUCGAGAUGAUGGCCGCCCUGCAAGUGUGUCAAGUUUGGCGAGCUCUGCUAGUGGCAUGGUUCCCCCGUCACCAACUAGAAGUGAUUCAGUUUCCUCACACCCUACUUGGAAUGUGACUGGACGAGGAGGAGGUCGGGCCGACUAUCGCAGGAGAACCUUGGAGUAUAUUGACAAUAAUGCACGAGCUCAGGCUGCAGCAAUCAGUCGACCAACUCCACUUCCAAUUACCCAUGAAGAAACGCGCAUUCCACCAAUGGGCCCCAUUGGUCGCAGCCAGAGUGUUCCAGUGUCGCCACCAUUAUCAGUUGUCAGUGACCCUGCAGUCGCUUCUCCUCUGCUUCACCCUGUACCCUCCUCUACUCCUCUGAACCCCUUUUCAGCCUCCACCUCCUCCCUAAUUCCUGUUCCAACCAACUCCGCGCCUUCAUCUUCAUCCAUUAAGCCGCCUCUGCUUUCUGGACCUGCUGAGGUGCAGGCUCUGAUAGACGUUGACAGGGUGGACGAGGCGGAGGCAGCCUCGCAGGUGGCCAGCCACGCCAGCACGGCCAGCCUCGAGUCGUCCAGCAGCAGUGGCGGAGGGGCGAGUGGAGGCGCCAGCGGCAGCGGCGGCAGCAGCAGCGCCGACCUGAAGCCUCCGCAACCGCCUCCACCCGCACUCACUUCCACGCCGACGCCGGACCUGCCCGCCCCCGCCCCCGUCAUGGCCAACGGCAGUGCGUGCGGCAGUGCGGGGGCUGGCGCGCCACUGCCCCUGUCGCUGUCCUUGUCCUUGUCUCGCGCGGCAGUCGCCACGGGGGCCAUUCCCAAGAGCAUCAGUUUCGACAAGACAGCUGAAAGGGGCGACAAGGAGCUUCUGGAUGACGAUCAAAAGCACAAACGAGGUUUCUUCAAACACCUGAAAUUAACAUUCAAAAAUCGACAAAGAAAAACUCUGAAUCGAUCAGGUGAUGACAUGAGUCGUGAUGAAGGGGGCUACGGCGACGGUUCUCACUUGCGUCUAAGGCGCGGGCUCUCCGAAGAUUCUAAGGGAACUUAUUCUGAGUCAUCCGAGGAUAUUCUGGCCAAAUAUCGUCGAAAGCCCAGCACGGGUGCGGACUCGGCGGCCUCAGAAUCGUCUGCCAGAGUGCCAGCCUCUGCUGCCAGUCUCUCAGAACGUGAGGGCGAACCAGAAGGAAGUGACGAGCGGCUGUUUAUUGAUCCCAACAAUGUGGAAGCAUCGUAUGCCUUCAAGGAUGCCAAGCGGAAACUUCGCAUGGUAUUGAGCACUGCGGAUCUCCAGCAUGUCCCAUGGCGCUCUCAAUUUUCUCACAAAGCUGAUGAUCCUUGGUUGAGAAAAGACAAUGAAUUAAUAGCUUUUUUGAGAAUGCAACUUGCUGAGGCAAUUAAUUUACAAGAUCGUGCUCUAGCUGCACAUUUACAUGAAACUUUACGCUGCAUCAAACUCUUCAACAAUGACGGGUGUCACAAGCUUUUUAAUUCAUUGAAAGAAGAUUAUUGCCAGAGAACUCCCUACACUGCAUACCUCGUGAGAUGUCGUCAGGGCUUGUUAUCCACACUUGCUCACUUAGAAAGAAUGAUGGAACGCAUUAAAUGUGAAAGAGCAGUGUGUGAUAGAUGUGUUGUCUCAGUGUGCGUGCGCAUGUUUUUGGAACGAAGAGAAGUGCAGGUUACUGAUUUCACCCUUGAAUUUCAGCAGCUCACUCUUGCUGAUGAAAAAACUGAUUUGUUGGAAAACUUCUUGCAAACUCUUGCCACUGAUAUGGAAAGGGACCAUUUCUGGUCAGGUGUGAGUCAAGAGCAAUUGCUCCAGGCUCGUACAGCCAUCGAGCAGGUCAUUAUCAGUAGAGUUUAUCCAUAUGCCUUGUAUCCAAAUGGCGAGGGUGACAUGUCACGUGACCAAGUUCUCCAUGAGCACAUGAAAAAAUUAUCAGCAAUAAUUACGCCAAAUCAUAAAGACAUUGACAUUGCUAAGAUGUUCCAUUAUGAGUGCCCAUGGCCUUCAGCACAGGCAGAAAUAGCUGCUAUAUCUGCAUAUAAAACACCUCAUGAUAAAUUGCAGUGUGUGUUCCGAUGUGCCACAACUAUCAUGAAUUUGCUAAAGAUGGUUCAGGAACGAAAUAUUCCUGCUGCAGAUGAUCUUGUUCCUGUUCUGGUGUAUGUCCUUAUUAAGGCCAAUCCCUUGUCACUUCUUUCUACCGUUCAAUAUGUGAACACAUUUUAUGGCAGCCGAUUGGAGGGAGAAGAGCAUUAUUGGUGGACGCAGUUCUGUUCAGCUAUUGAGUACAUUAAAACCUUAGAUUACAGGGAUUGAUGUUUUGAUCCUUGUUUAAGCUAAACAUUUGGAACUGCAAGUAAUGUUGAUAGUGAAUUCCUCUUCUAUUGGUGGACUGAUUGAUUACAAUCUUGUUCCUCCAUGAAUGAGAAUGCAUUUUUUCACUGACUAUCUAAUCAUCCUCACCAACAAAAAUUCGUGUGGUGUUCUUGUUUUUUUGUUGUUUUCUCUACAAGUGUACUUGUAGGCUCAUAAAUACAUAUUUUAAAUGACUGAAAUAAUCAAAAUGAUAUUAAAGGUAGAGAAUGGAAUGGAUUACUUUUAUAUAAGACAGUUUAUGCCUUAUUUUGAGUACUGAAGUCACAACUGUACUCCCCUAUUUUUGUAUGGCCACAGCAUUUGUUUGACAUCUUAUUGUAAAUUAAUUAUUUCAGUUUUCUUUCUUGUAGUAUUUGAAGAAACAUUCCCUGACUGUGAUGGCCAAUUUCAGUGUGGUGCUAAAGAUCUUCUGAUCUUUUAAAAUGAAGAAACCUGUUGUAAAAUGCUUAUCAAAUAUUCUGCAUGGGAUAGAAUCCCAUAGCAUCUAGUUCCUCAUGUACAGCAAUAUAAAUGACAGUCCCUUUUUUAUUACUAUAAUAUAUAUUAUUUUUUGAAGAAAUAUUUUUGUUCUACAUGUCAUUCUCUGUGGGCUGUUUGUCUUUUUACCGCAUUUCCUUUACUUUAUGAUAGACCUCAUUGCAUCCAUAAGAUGCCAGCGAAUCACCUCUUUGGGAGUUUGUUUUGUUCCUCCACAUGGGUCUGAAAGUCCGCAACUUUUGAUUAAUUUUUUUUUUUUUGCGUGACUCAUUAUGUGUUUGUUAACGUCCCUGUCCUCUCAUUUCUAAUUAGGCAUGAUGAUAUUAGUGAGUUCACAGCUUUUCACCCUUUAGGGUCACAAAGUUUUCUUUGUAUUCCAUUUUACAUUUGCCACAAAUCAAUUAAUUAGUAUGUAUUUCCAAGGCAUUUUUGAAAAUGUUGAUUUUGUUCUCCAUGGUUACUAUUACUUUUCAUGUUAUAUUGUUUUGAUAUAAUACUGGUUACGUAACUUUUGCUUUACAGCAGUCACCUGUAACACUUUUCACUUGUGUUAUCAAAACUCAUAAAGUUAGCCUUUUACCAUUGUUAUUUCUUUGAUAUCUACUUACAUCUAAGUUACAUUUUAAUGAAGCUGGAAGUUUUGAUUUGCCGUAAUUCAAUCAUUGUACUGUGUUUAUAUUUAAUUCUGGAUUGUAACAUUUAGAGUGUACCAAAUGCACUCCCUUUGUUAUCAUGUGCGCAGCCACUGCUGGUCAGUUGCGCCAUUAAUAAAUUUUGCCUUGCUAAAUACUUGUGCCUGUCA
This is a messenger RNA of Thrips palmi, 6528 nucleotides long. It is a transcript of the gene Gapvd1, whose product is annotated as GTPase-activating protein and VPS9 domain-containing protein 1. The transcript has 25 exons. NCBI's taxonomy places the organism in Eukaryota, Metazoa, Arthropoda, Insecta, Thysanoptera, Thripidae. Bases 165 to 5189 code for a protein of 1674 amino acids. Gene Ontology annotation, cellular component: endocytic vesicle; cytosol. Gene Ontology annotation, biological process: regulation of GTPase activity; vesicle-mediated transport. The record is from RefSeq and is a predicted model, not a curated record. Gene Ontology annotation, molecular function: guanyl-nucleotide exchange factor activity; small GTPase binding.